Fonsecaea erecta is the source of this 1668-nucleotide messenger RNA. RefSeq lists its product as hypothetical. Gene Ontology annotation, molecular function: protein binding. Lineage: Eukaryota; Fungi; Ascomycota; Eurotiomycetes; Chaetothyriales; Herpotrichiellaceae. Bases 1 to 1668 code for a protein of 555 amino acids. The transcript has a single exon. The record is from RefSeq and is a predicted model, not a curated record.
AUGCUCAACCAAUUCCCCCUGGAGAUCUUGGGCCAUGUGCUCUCCUUCUUGGAGCGUGACGACCUGCAGGCGCUACGCCUGGUGGACCGCGCCUUGUCGAGAAAAGUAGAGCCUGUCCUGUUUCGAACGAUAUGCGUUUCAAUCCUCACUAUAGACCGGCUCCAGAAAAUCGCGUCGGACCCCAAGCUCAGCAUCGUUGUGGAGGAGCUUGUGUAUCAAGAGUGCGACUUCGACCCUUCACCCAAAUGGGACGCGGAUCGGCCAUGGUUCUCAGAUGUACGGAUGUCCUACUUGUCCGAGACGAUUGCCCAAUUCAAUGUGUACGUAAGGCGGGGGAUGCAAGGCGAUAUGGAAGAGUCACCGGGAUCAGGUCUACCUGAGGAUGAAACAAGCAUGGUGAAGGCGGAGGUGGAGGCUGAACGGGUCAAGAUCGACCCAAUGCUUACUGCAGUGAAGCAGUCGUACAGCGACCUCGCCGCCUUACAAACUCCCUCUUACCUUCAUCAAGUCUUCCGCGACGCAUUCCGGAAACUUCCGAAAUUGCGUCGAGUUAUCUGCGUUGAACCCGAAGCUGGUUGCCCCUCCUUGGACUCUCUGCGACUGGAACGUGCAGGAGCUCUUCAGGAACUGAGUAACAUCUUCCCUCUGAGCGACCAUGCCGUCAGGUCUUGCCUCCAGCCGGACUCGUGGAACUGGCCAUCGCAUGGAUUCAUGGGCAUAUGGCGUGCUCUGAGUGACCAGCAUUCAAACCCUGGUAUACAACACUUUGAAAUCCGACGAGACAGUGAUCUCUUCCUCAAGCGCGGUAUAUUCCUUCUCCCAAUCUCAAUGGAACCAGCGGAGCCCGAAGCUCAUGUACUUGUGAACGGGUUUCGAAAUCUGACGGUACUCAGUCUCUGCCUCGAGGUGAAUAUCUCAUCAAGGUCGUUUGUAAUCCCCCAGGCACCUCUCCUGUCCCGAGCACUAGCCAGAGCGACUCAGUUGAGGCGGCUCGAGAUCUGCUUGACGUCUUGCGGCGUCACUUUCCCUGGCGACGGAAGGUCGGAGUACGAACUCGCCCACGAGGGCAUUCCUUUCGGCGACUACGAGGACACACGCCGAGAAAAUAUCUUGCCGUUUGUCUCCUUUCCGGAACUGCACACGGUGGUCUUGGAGGAGGUCGACGUCACCGCUAGGCAGAUCUGCUCUUGGUUGUUCAUGCAGCCGAAGCUGAGACACCUGACCCUGAGGAGACCGUAUCUGCAGGGACGGUGGCAAGACGUGCUCCAGAGAUGGUCGGACAACCCAGAAUUUCAGCUCGACUCCUUCGAACUGGUCAGCCCUUGGGAUCAUGACAAUCGAGAUCUCGAAACCAGGCUAGAUUGCUUAGGGAGAUGGAACAUGCCCUCUCGCGUCAGCAGCGAUGCUCUUCUAGCCUUUAUCAAUCAGCGGGGUGGUGGUGGAACGAAUCCUUUCAAGCACCGGAGGUGGAAGCUAUGUGAUGAAUUCGAAUUCGCCGACUAUAUUGAUGAUGUCCAGGACGACAAUGUGUCAGAGUACUCGGAUGUCUCCGAAUGGUUACCGGAGGAUCAUCCCACGCCCGUAGCGGAUCCGGAGGGGCCCGAGUUUGACGAGGACUAUGAUUUCGACGCCGAAGCCGACAGCGACAUCGAGAUGGAAGGGGUGUAG